GUAUGUGGAGACAUAGGCCCAAAUUUGAGUGAGAGUAAGAAGUGUAAGGCCCACUAAGCCCAUUAUCGCCGUUUUCCUCUGAACCUUCCUUUCCUCUUCAUUCUUCUUCUGCACUCACUCAUCUACAAGUUUCUUUGAAGGUUCCUUCAUCUUGUACUUUGUACUUGCUCAAUUUUGACUAUGGCCUAUGAUAUUGAUGAGAUCAAGAAGAUUGGCAUAGGGCUAAUUGGUUUCGGCAUCUUCUUCACGUUUCUUGGCAUAGUUCUCUUCUUUGACCGUGGUUUGCUUGCUCUAGGAAAUAUAUUUUGGUUGGCAGGAGUAGCAAUUUUACUUGGUUGGCGCUCCAUGUGGUCACUCUUCACUAACAGAGAAAACUAUAAGGGUUCUGCAUCAUUUGUUCUAGGCCUCUUUCUCAUUUUUGUGAGGUGGCCAAUACUUGGUAUAAUAAUUGAAAUAUACGGUUGUGUUUUUCUCUUCAGUGGUUUUUGGUCGUCUGUCAAAGUGUUUCUCUACCAUAUCCCAGUUGUUGGAUGGAUUAUACGGUUUAUUGCACCUCCUUGAUUAUUACAGAAAGAGAUUCGAUUGUUGCUUCCUAGUCUAUGGUUAAAAAGGGGGUUUGGUUACUUUGCUAUCGAUAACUUCUCUGAAAUUUGUCUUCAAAUGUAUAUGUUGAUGCUUCAAAGCUCAUAACAUCCUUAUUUCAAUCAUUGUAAACAAGAACAGAGAAUUACUAGAAUAGAAGUCGAUUAUGUUGUUCAGAUGUCUACCAAAAUUAAAGGGCGCUUCUGAUGUGGACUAUACAUGUUUGAGUUACGUUGUACAUUGUGUUUCCGGUGAAAACCACACUUGAGUUUCAACAAAACAAUGCGAUUAUGUGUGUUUUGGCCAGUAUUUGGGGUUGACAGUUAAAUGUCAUGUUAAAACUUAGUUUUUUUUUUCUGAGUA
Vicia villosa (hairy vetch) is the source of this 945-nucleotide messenger RNA. RefSeq names its product vesicle transport protein GOT1. Bases 181 to 561 code for a protein of 126 amino acids. NCBI's taxonomy places the organism in Eukaryota, Viridiplantae, Streptophyta, Magnoliopsida, Fabales, Fabaceae. The transcript is spliced from 7 exons. The record is from RefSeq and is a predicted model, not a curated record. Gene Ontology annotation, biological process: endoplasmic reticulum to Golgi vesicle-mediated transport; retrograde transport, endosome to Golgi.